This is a messenger RNA of Suillus paluster, 562 nucleotides long. RefSeq lists its product as uncharacterized. Bases 10 to 384 code for a protein of 124 amino acids. NCBI's taxonomy places the organism in Eukaryota, Fungi, Basidiomycota, Agaricomycetes, Boletales, Suillaceae. The transcript has 3 exons. Gene Ontology annotation, biological process: autophagosome assembly; protein folding in endoplasmic reticulum. Gene Ontology annotation, cellular component: membrane; endoplasmic reticulum; EMC complex. The record is from RefSeq and is a predicted model, not a curated record.
GAGUGGUACAUGGAAAGUCACAGCCGCCUCACGCAUUCACAUUCAACAUCGUCUAUGGCGACAACUACAGAUUCUGCAGCUCAGCUUGUAUUUGCACCGAAUGUCCUGCACAAUCAAGCGCUGACGUCCGUCAAAUUUCUGUCCUCUUGCUUUGCUGGUGCUGUCGCAGGAAUCCUCGGUCUAGAGAACUGGCUAGGAUUCGCGCUCUUUAUAGCCACUAUUAUUUCAACCUCGUUUAUCAUCUACGCCAUAAACUGCAGAGGGAAACCUGCAAGAUACUUGGCUGGUGGACUUGGGGAGCUUGUCAACCCUGGCCAAGAUAACAUUUUUACAUUUAUUCUUGUGUGGACGCUAUUUUACGGCAUCAUACAUGGUAAGAAAUGACAUCCUCGGACAGACGGAUCGGUGGUGAUAAUCUUCAUUUAUCUAGUGUACGACUGAACGGAGUUCGGGCCAUUCGCUUUUCCGUCUGGUUCAGACCUUUAUCCACAAGUGGAGCUCCUCGCUAGUCAUCGGUGAACCUUGACCUGUUCACUGCUGUUUCUUCUCAGGAGCACUAUUG